Molecule: messenger RNA, 675 nt
Organism: Parnassius mnemosyne (clouded apollo)
Lineage: Eukaryota; Metazoa; Arthropoda; Insecta; Lepidoptera; Papilionidae
Source: the annotation of a GenBank genome assembly
AUGAGUCGUGUAAAAUUUUAUAAAAUUCGUAAGAAUCCACUGGAAGAACUUCAAGAAGCAGAAAUUACAAUUAAAUACAGAUUUUCUCUCGGUACUGCCGUUUUCCUUAUUGACAUGGUGAAAAAUGAUUUGGCCGGUGAUUCAAGAGGUGGAUUUAUACCACCCCAUCUGAAAGUUUUGACUGCCAUAAGAACAUGGGCCCGUGGAGAGGUUGUGUCAAAUGCUAAUUUAGAGAUCAUGGAUAUAGUGGCACAUCGGCGAGACAGCACGCAUGACUCAAGAAUAUUUAAUGAAAGUCGAAUAAAACAAAUGUUUGAGCAGUCAGAAUUUAAAGGCAGGCUUCUCGGAGAUUCUGGUUAUGCUUGUACUCCUUAUUUAUUCACUCCCAAUACACAAAAGAAAGAAAUGUACAACCGGUCGCAUAUCAGGAUCCGAAACACUGUAGAACGAUGCUUUGGAGUGUGGAAGCAAAGGUUUCGGUGUUUACAACUAGAACUUAAUACAAAAUUAAUGAAUACAAAUGUAUAUAUUGUUGCAUUGGCAAUACUGCACAACAUUGCAAUGCACAAGCAAGAUGCAGUAGAAGAUAAUGGAAAUGUUCCAGUCACAGAAUUAGUAAAUAACUCCCUAAGAGGAUAUUCGUUACGGGCAGCAUUUAUUAAUGAAAAUUUUUAA